AGCACCUUUUAUAAGAAACCUAAGCAUUUGGUUGAGGUUUCUUAAAUUUUGAUUCGGUUUAAACUGGCCAGAACUUUUAUCAGUGUUUUCUACUGGGAUGAAACUGGAAGUUAGAACAACCGUUUGAAAUUAGAAUGUCUCGUUGGCAUUCAAGACUGGGAGAUUUAUAGGGGAUGUUUUUGGCAUUGUUAUAGGAAGUUGUAAGAAAAUGUAAUAGUCCCCACCUCAUGAAUGUAUUUGAUUUGUUUAAUGCAUCAUUUUAUCCAGUAAAAGCAUCUUUACCAUUUUAGUAAGUCAAAAUGUAAUCAAAGGUGAAAAAAUGAAUUUCUUCAAAGGUAUUGUAAAGCGACGAGGAGGGCGUCAUGAUGAAGAAGACAGUGCAAUGCAGAAAGAGAGAAGUCUCUGUAUUCAACACCUGCGUAAACUUUUCCUAGAAUUUCUUCAUCCGCCUGCAACACUUACUUCAGAGCAGAGUGAAAUGAAACAGUACUUUAUGUUUCCAUUGUUUCUAAAAGCAUUUACAAAUACUGAUACAUCUCAUUUGUCUGAACGAUUUGGUGAUGUUUUGCAAUUUGCUGCUCACACAUCAAAACUUAUGGUUUCUGAGGUGCAAAGGAGAGCAGCAAAUAAAACAAAAUCACAAGCAAGUAAAGAUAUACUUUUAUUCUUAUGCCACCAUCAUGAUAAUAUGGAAAACAAAGGUUGGAAUUUGAUCAGUACUAUUGAGAUUUUAACUAAUGGGGAACUUGCUGUCGUUGAAUGUAUGGUGGCUGCCUCAUUACAAUCUAUUCUAGUAAAAUGUAUAAAACUGUUUUUUUCACUUCCCUCGAAUUUUGGCAGUCAUGAAAAAUGUUUAGAAGUUCAAAAAAUACUUAUUCCUAUUCUUGUAAAACUUUGCAAUCACCCAAUAACAGCAAAAGAAUUGAUUCGAACAGACGAUCUUGCUUCGUUAUUUGAAGCUCUUACAUGUAGCUCUAAACCCGAACACAUGAUAUGGAGAAGUGGUGUAUCUGAAGUCUUAACAUCUAUAACACGACAUUGUUUCACCAAUGAUGUGAUUGAUUACAUUUAUGAAAAAUCAUGUAUUUCAUUAACUCUUGCUAACAUUGAAAGUAUAUGUGAUAACGAUGCGUUAGCUGUCGUGGAGAUGUUUGUGACGCUAACAUGCAUGCUGAAAGAUUCUGCAGAGGUCUCUCCAGUCUUGUUGGACAGUUUUCGAGAUUGUCAGGGCUACAAAUUUCUAACAAGAGUACUUUUAAAAUUUUCGAAAUGCAGUGAUGAACAAUCGUUAGAAGCAAGUCGGAACCUUGUCUUAUUGAUAGCUUCUUUAGUGACGACUGGAUAUAAUCAAUUGCAACCAUCUUUGGCAAUCUCAACACCAUUUCAGAAAAGCGAAUAUCUUAUCCCAAAGCCAAGCUCUGCCCAGGGAGUCAGUAUUAGAAAUUUAGAUGCAUUUAAAGUGCUAAUGGGUGCUUUUCUAGAGUCAUCCAGUGAAACGCUUUGCAUGCACAUUUUGAAUUCAAUUCAAAACUUGUUGAAUUAUGACAAUGCAAAUUAUUUCAUAAUCGAGCCGAUUCAUCCAUUUGCACAGUUCAUUCAAAAGAUACCGGAGAAGAGUGGUAAAGUUAAAGCUGCAAUAUUAAAAUUAGUUGAAUUUGUUGCACUGCAUUUGCUGUGGGUUCCGAGUCAGGAGUUAGUAUCAAUGACCAUACUCUUUAAAGAUCCCAAUUUCAAGGACAGUCAAUGUGCUGUUUUGAAUACACUUAUACUACUCAUCAAUCAUAAUGUAAAAUAUAAAAACGUUCUACGGGAAGCUGGUUUGGUUGAUGUAAUGAUUGUUGCUUUGAAACGGUACUCAACAACAUUAAAAGGAUCCUGUGAAGUAUUAGAAGGGAAAGAACUCUCUCCGCCAUCAUCACCUGUUGACGAGUCAACAACGGACUAUUUGUUUUUACUGAUGGAAUGUUUACGUUUGUUAAUUGAAAACAAUGCCACCAAUGCAGAUUUGUUCCAUCAACAUGGUGGUUCUAGAUGUGCUCAUAAUUUGAUACCAUUUGAAUCAGCAAGGCCUUAUGCAUUGAGAAUUAUACAGCAACUUAUAGUGGAUGGAGGACAUGAUGACUUAGGAACAUUACUUGGUUUGAUGCAUUCGACACCAACCACAGAUAUCAAGCUGAAGUCAGAUGUGUUAUCGUCAUUAUUGCAUAUUUUCGAAAUGAACCCGCAAACGAGAGCAGUAUUCCAAGAAGUUGGAGGAUUUGUAUAUGUUGUUUCUGUUUUGGUUAGUCUGGAAGGAAGUUUAGCAGAUCCUCCUGUACCACUGUGGAAAAACUCUAAGAAGGAGUCCAUCUUAGAACUAAUGUGGAUGACAUUUAACGUUCUAACAUCAGCCAUGAAAGAUGAGCCAGUGAACAAAAUAAUAUUUAUGGAUGAGAUUCGCUUUAAAGGAUUGAUUGAUACAGUAAAACUUCUUGGAUGUUUCUCCACUGACAACAGUGCCUUAUCACCUUUUAAAAACACUGGAAGAUUGCCUUUAAUUAAUGCAUCAACAUUAAAGUCGGUUGUGACCACUGAUAUUCCUAAAAUUGAAAGAAACAGUCAAAAAUUUGUGCAAGUUAUAAUAUGCAAAACAAUAUUAAGUAUGGCGACUGGAACGUUUGACACAUGGGACAUAAAUUUUGACGAAUUGAGUUCAUUGACUCCUAGAAAAAUUCCCAAAAUUCUUCACCCAAGAGCUGUUAAUGGAUUGGUGGAGAUACUGCCCUUACUUGGAGAAAACAGUGCCAACGCGGAUAUUUCUGAUGUUCUCCUUUAUGUUGUACUUCAAGUGCAACACUUGGUUGGAUCAGAAAUCAAUCAACAAUUAAUGUGUGAUGCAGACUUGCCUCAUCUACUUCUGUUGAAGUGUCAAGAAGUGUUUAUCGAUGAUUUCCAUCCAUUGAAUGCACCACUUACAAAAUUAUUUGAACGGCUUGCUGGACAAUCAUUAUAUCCAAAAGUUUUAAGAAAAUUUCUGCGUCUCGGCUCACCUCUAUGUAGUAAAUCUCCUUACGCUGUGUUACGUGGCCCUGAUAGAGAAAUCCCAAAAACUCUGGUGGAGACCCCAUCUCAGAGUGCUAGAUCUCAUCGACGAGAUAACUCACAGGACAUGACGUUGCGUGUCACAGAUGGAGAUAUUGAAAUUUCUCAUGACAAUGAAUCUGGUAUGCGCACACCUUAUCUUUGGGAAGCAAACGAGUUUCAAUCAAUUGAUGAUGAAAAUUUAAGUGGUUUGUCAAGCAGAAAUAGCAAAGCCAGUUUAAAAACUAGAAGCUCUGUGGAAUCAAUGGAUGAUCUUCAUAGCACUAGUGAAGGGGUUGACAUAAACACAACAGGAAAUAAUUCUAAUAAGACUGUCAACAAUUUGGACGAAGCUGAAAAAAGAUUAGACUUAGAUAUAACAUCUGAAGAGAAAUCGCCUCAGCUGACUUUAGAUUUACAGAAAGUGGAUAGUAUAGAUGAUCUUAGCAUGAGUAUGAAUUCAAACUGCAAUCCGGUUGAUAAAAUAGAAUCUAUGUUGGAGGAUGAUUUUGAUGUAAAAUCCAUUGGGUCUUUAGAUCAUUUUAAGCAAGACAUAUAUAGGCUUUGUGACAAAUUUGAAGGGCGACCAUUGCCACAAAAUUUAGUAAAAAGUGUUGUAUCUUUAACUACACCACGUGAUGUAUUGAGUACGUCGCCAUUGGAACCACCAGCUUUUAUUGAGUUUGAUAUGACUCAGGAUGGAUAUGCAUGUUUGUUUAUCCCUGCACUGACUCCUCAAUGUGUGCAAAGUAGUGCAAAUUUAAUUCACUCGUUGCGGACAUCCAGUACUUCCUCUGUCAACCUUUCCUUAACAUCAUCUUCAUCACAAGCAGAAAGGACGUUUCCUCCUCAAGCUGGUUUGACAUACUCUGGUUGGGUCUACUUGGAAUGUACUCCCACCAUACCAUCCAUACAUUCAUCUGUUGGACUAUUCACUGUUGAGAAACAAUGGGAAGAAUUUGGUUCAAAGCGAUUAAUUAAUAGUAGUGUGUUUCAGCUUUAUCUUAAUCUACAAGAUAAAAGCCUUGUGAUAAAUACAGAGGACCAUUAUGUAAGUGACCGCAGUGCAAAAGGUAACACUGUCCUGAGUAUCAACAAAAAUGAACUUUUUGAACUUCAUAAAUGGAACCAUAUCUCUGUUGUACUUCAUAAAAGCAUGAUGAGAACAAGUACUGCCUCUGUUUUCGCUAAUGGAAAGUUUAUUGGAAAUUCGAAGAUCAAAUACAUCCAUCAAGGUUCACCAACUGGUGCGGACAUAAGUACAUGUAAGACUGUUGCAUACAUUGGUACUCAUCCAAAACAGUGUCAUAUAUCAGACCUUGUUUGGCGAUUGGGACCAAUGGCAGUAUUUGAGGAACCUUUAUCAGAAGAAAGUAUCAAUACUAUUUAUUCGCUUGGUCCUGGAUAUAUUGGUUGUUUUCAAGCUCCAUGUGUUCAAGAAAGUUACGAGGAGGAUUUAAUAGAGCAGAGACUUCCACCUUUGAUAUCAGAAGAGAAGAUAUUGUUGACAUUAAACCCACAUUAUGUAACAUUGACGACCUUGCUGAAACUGUCAGCUCAAUGUGCAAAGUCUGAUUUGGAUCUACUGGCAACUGAGAUGAACAUAAGUCCUGAAGACAAACACACACCUAUCAAACUGUUGCCAAAUUCUUCACUGCAUCUUACUGGUGCUAGUCGUCCAAUUGGGUUAUUUUUUGUUGGCUCGUCAAGCAUAAGAAUAUUCUGUCCAAAUCCUGUGGCUUCAGCAUUUGUCAGCAUUGGUGGAAUGUCAAUCUUGUUAUGUCUGGUUGCUAUGGUAAAUCAGCUAAGUGAACUUUAUGCUUCUUUAAAAGCACUGACUUGUAUAUUGCAAAGCAGCUGGAUUGCUAGAAGAGAAAUGAACAGAGUACAAGGAUAUCAGAUUGUAGCAUUUCUACUGAAGAAGAAGAAACAUCUCUUGAACACACACAUUUUGCACCUCGUCUUCUCACUUGUUGGUACAGUUCGUAGUGAUCGCGAAUCGGCAACUAUCCCAAACAUUACAGCAUUCAAUGACUUGUUAUGUGAUCUAGAGAUAUGGCAUAAUACACCUGCUGAACUGGAACGAUCACUGUUCUCACACUUUUAUGAGUUGGUUACACAGGGAGUUGAUCAACAAAGAAAUAUACUGUGCUUGCGAAAACUUGGAUGUGUGUCCAGAUUGAUUUAUGUCAUUCAAGAUGGUGACAUUUCAGAUACAACGCUUAAUACUGUGGCUAGUCUGUUGUCUGUGUUAUUGUGCAAAACGAACCAAUUAACCGAUUUACUUGUUGUUGGACAGUAUUUAUCAAGCACAUUGCCAACAAAAGUAUCCGAGCAACAUAUUCAGCUUGAUGAUAUCAAUUCGCAUGAAAAUAAGGAAGAGCUGGACUUACAACGCAUUAUCAAUCAUCGGAAUGCACUUUUGGACGUGCUGCUACAUCUGCUGUUGGGAAAUGGUGUACAUGGAAUGGAUGUUCAGUUUGCAGAACAGUUGUACACUACACUUGGUUUUGACUGGAUUCUUCUAUUCCUUGGCUCAAAUAUUCACAAAACAACAGUGUUAAGAGGAAUCCGAAUGUUGUUCAAGAUGCUUUCAGAUUCAACUGCAUUGCACAGUUUUCAAAAUGGGACAGCAAAUGGGUAUUGGCUGCUAGGUUCGGAAGUCCUCACAACCAAGAAAAGCAAUAUUGCAGCCGGAUUUAAUGUUGCUGAAUCCGAAAAUUCUCCAUCACCAUCAGAACAUGAAGUCAAUCAUCAAUCGUACAAACAAAAAGGGAUACCUUUGUUGACCUCUCUUCUUGAAGAACAUACUGAUCUGACAGAAGUUUAUUUCCUCUUGUUAUCUUUACUACUCAAAAAUAGUUUGGAUGGUGCUGAAACAGGUUUAAAGUUAAACAUUGAAAGUCUAUAUUUAAUAUUUUGGCCUCCAGCAUCAUUGGAAAAAAUCAAGGAAAACAAUUUGGUUAAAAUUUACUGCUUGGAUGCAAUAAUUAUCUUACUGCAUUUGGUGCGGAAACUGAUGAGUCAGACACCUUUAGCAAGUGUUCAAGAUGACAAUGUUCCUUCCACUAUUAUUCAGUUCUUGGAGUUUUUAUGUCAAAACGUAGCAGAAGUAGAACAAUUUUGUUGCAAGGAAACAUUCUUAUCUGCAUUAUCGUCAACUUUGGUGCCACUAGAAGAAGAUAAAGAGUUGGCUGAGUUUAACGUAGAGGAAGUCAAUAACGAAGUAGAUGGAGGACUUUCUGUAGAUGGCUUGACACUCUCUAGUCAUCCUUGUAAAGAUCUUGUGAUUACUUUUUUAAGAAAUAUUGUCAUUCAGAACAUGCUGCUGCAUAUGAGUGGGAAAAUAAGUGCUUUUACAGAUCUUGUUUUGCAGUCUAUUUCCUCAUCUGCAACAAUUGGCCAGCAACAGAAGUAUCAAACAUCGUUAAUCAACGCUGUCAUUGAAGAAUACACAAAUGGUACUGUCUGGAAGUCGGUCAGUGGCAAACGAAGUGAUGCAAAUUUUUCAAAGUUUUUAAUGAAUGGUGUUUGUUUUGCUGUUAAAGUUGUAGACAGGCUUUGGCUAGGAAAUUAUGUUAGUUCCUACAAGAUAUUGCUUCAAUUUAUUAUCCAUCUGAUACAGAAUUUAGAAAGUAAUGGAAUGAAUGUUGAUUCACCAUACCAUUCAUUGAACAGAGUGUUUUUACAUCAAUUCGCCAAACCAGCAUCAAGGCUAACAGACCAAACCCAUCUUAUGGAAUUACUUCACGAUUUAACCAGUAACAGCAAAAUUGUGUUUUCUCCACAAAACCGUGAUUCAGAAUUUAUAGCUUGCUUAACACAUUGGUUACUUAUGGUAGGGUUACAAUCUAAUUCGCGACAGUCAAGUAGAAGGGUUUCAUUUAGUGAUAUCUUUGAUGCAGAUGAAUCAUUUGACGACAGUAGUGUUACUGCAAUAACAAGUAAUGAUGGUGAUGAAACAGCUUUACAUCAACUCAUGACAGCUGCCUCAGAGAGAGUUUGGAAUGUUUUCUAUAAACAUAAGAAAGAAAAUAUAGAAGAAGUCUUUGGUGUUCAAUCAUCUUUUGUUUCUUAUGAACCAAUACCAGUUGCAUCUGGACGAGCUGUUGGCCUAGAUCUUCUGGGAGCUAAAAAUUUAUUCAGUGAGCAAGCACUUAGAAGUUGGAUAAUAUUUUAUAACAAUGAAGAAAGAAAGAAAAAUGAGUACUUAGCUGCUCCUCUUCAACGGUCCUCUAAAAAGUUGUCUACAAAAUGGCCUCUGAAACGGGAAAAGACGGCAGAAGAAAUAUUUACAGUACAAGAAACAUUAGACUGGAUAUCCGUUCAUCUGCGGGCUGUAAAAGCUUUGGUGAAAAUGAGACACGCCAAACAUUCACAAGAGAUUCUUUUGCGUAAUAAUUUGGCUGAAAAAAGUUGGUGCGACAUGGAGCUUGAGUUGAUCCGUGAAGGUGGAAUAUGGGGUCCAGAACAUAGCAAUCCACUGGAAAAAUGGUUGCUAGAUUGCGUUGAAGGACCAUGUCGUAUGCGCAAACGUCUAACAAGAAACGACAUGUUUUACAUGCAUUAUCCUUACAUUGAGCAAGACAAAGAUCAAUUGCUGCUGAAACAUAGACUGGCUUACAGCCAUGAUAGCAAAUUAUUGUAUCAGCUAUGUCAGAAGUACAUCAAUCCUGAUGCUUCUCUUCCUGAUGUUUUUCCAAGCAAAGAGAAUCCUUUUUCAUGGCGCCCAAAGUUGUAUUCAGUUGAUGGUUUUGAAGCCGAAGAUUCUGUAGAAGAGGUUAACACACAAACAAUUAUCCAUUUACUGGAAACUGGUGAAAAAAUCUACUCUAUGUAUCGUUGUGCACGUGUUAGUGGAUUAGACAGUGCUGAAGGUCUGUUUUUGUUUGGUCGACAUCAUUUUUACGUUGUUGAUGGUUUUACCUUGAUGUCAGCAGAAACAAAGGAAGGUUCAUCAAAUGCUAAAGAAAUUAAAGACAUCAGCAUGCUUCCUGAAGGUUCUCAUGAGCCGCUUAUUCCUCACGCAAAAGGAGACUCGAUUAUGAAAAGAUCUCUCAGCAAAUGGUCGUUUGAUGAAAUAAAAGAGGCAAAUAAAAGAAGAUAUCUUCUGCAGGAUAUUGCUAUUGAGGUGUUUUCUAAUAAUGGAAAUACCCAUCUUCUUGUAUUUCCCAAAGAAACAGCAAGAAAUAAAGUAUAUUCCAGAAUCACAAGAGUUUCACCUGCAUUAGCAAACAGUCAAGAAUCUGUUGCUGGAAUGAACUCAGAUGCUGACGUUGAAGCAGGACAGAGUUUACUUAGUACCCUUCUUACAGGAGAACGUUCUCUCACUCAGAGAUGGGUGCGAGGUGAAAUAAGCAAUUUCCAGUAUUUGAUGUUUUUGAAUACUUUGGCUGGUCGCUCGUAUAAUGACUUGAUGCAAUAUCCCAUAUUUCCUUGGGUGCUAGCUGAUUAUGAAAAUGAGUUUUUAGAUUUGACCAACCCUACAACAUUUAGAGAUCUAUCGAAACCUAUGGGUGCACAGGGAAUGAAUCGAUUAGAAAGUUAUAGAAAGAGAUUCAGAGAAUGGGAAGAUCCAACAGGAAAGACACCGGCUUAUUACUAUGGGACACAUUAUUCUUCCGCCAUGAUUGUCGCUUCAUAUUUGAUUCGAUUGGAACCCUUUACACAACAUUUUCUCCGUUUGCAAGGUGGUCAUUUUGAUUUACCGGACAGGCUAUUUCAUAGCAUCAAAGACGCUUGGUCAUCUGCUUCAGAAUCUAACAUGGCAGAUGUAAAAGAGUUAAUCCCAGAGUUUUUCUACCUGCCAGAUUUCUUAACGAACGAUAAUCAUUUUGAUCUUGGAUCUAAACAAAACGGUGAAGAACUUGGUAGUGUUCUUCUCCCACCCUGGGCAAAAGAUGAUCCAAUAGAAUUUAUCAGAGUUCAUAGAGAGGCUUUAGAAUGUGACUAUGUAAGUUGUCAUUUACAUGAAUGGAUUGAUCUUGUAUUCGGUUACAAACAACAAGGGCAGGCUGCUAAAGAAGCUGAUAACGUGUUCCAUCAUCUGUUUUAUGAAAAAUCUGUCGACCUUGAAGCUAUCACGGAUCCGCUGGAAAGAAAGGCUACAAUAGGAUUUAUAAAUAACUUCGGUCAAAUGCCCAAACAGUUGUUUAAAAAACCACAUCCCACCAAAAAAGUUGUGAGAGGUCUUGAGUCUAGCACACAAACUGGUGUUUUACCAGUCCAUAGCACAACCUUUACUGACAAAUUGUUCUUUCAUCAUAUCAACAGUUUGGUUCCAUCUGUCCAACCAGUUAAGGAGCUAAAAUACUCAGUCGGUCAGAUUUCAACAGCUGAGAAAACUCUUGCUGCUACUGAAACCAAUAAGGCCAUAUUUCCUGGUUGUCUAAAUCGUAUUGGUUGGGGCUAUGGUGAUUUUAGUUUGCGUUAUUUUUCAAGUGAUGAUAAGUUAUUAGCUGUAUUUGAAAGUGUCUUCACUGGUCAGACUUUGUGUGUGGCAUGUCUUGAUAACACCAGAUUUGUUACUGGUGGAACUAGUACUGCUGUUUGUGUCUGGAACAUAGAACAGAAGGCAAAGGACAAGUCAUACAAUUUAGUCUUACAAAAGGUUCUACACGGACAUUGUGGAGAUGUCUUAAGUAUAGUUGUAUCACAAGCAUAUAAUAUUAUUGUCAGUGGCUCUGAGGAUAAAAGUUGUAUAAUUUGGGAUCUACGCAAACUUUCAUACACAAGAAAGCUGUCCAUACAUUCUGGUGGUCCUGUCUCCUCCAUUGCUAUUAAUAAUACUACUGGAGACAUUGUAACAUGUGCUGGGACACAUUUGUAUGUUUGGACAAUAAAUGGACGACUACUUGUUCAAGAGAAUACUUCCCCUGCUAUAUCAGGACAAAUUUUAUGUUGCACUGUCUCAGAGUACAAUGAAUGGGAUGAAUCAAAUGUUAUCUUAACAGGAUCAGCGGAUGGAUUUGUCAAGCUUUGGGGAAUAGAAUUUUAUGAUGCUGCAGAAAGUGAGUCCAACAUUUCGUUGGAAUCUGUGAAAAUGAGUUCAAGACAAAGCAGCUUAACGAAGAAUGAUUCAAGUUUUGAUUCCAAGGACUACUUACUUGUGAAGUACCCAAGUUUUUCAAAAAGAGAAUGGAGUAGACGUCUUGUUCUUCGCCAUAAGUUAACAAUGCAUACUGCUUUCUCACGUGUUGAUAAUACAGAACCUGCAUCCGUCACCGCAUUAGCAAUAUCAAGAGACCAUAGAAAGGUAUAUGUUGGUGACAGCCGUGGAAGAAUUUACAGUUGGUCCAUGUCAGAUUCUGUUGGCCGAAUAGCUGAUCAUUGGGUGAAGGAUGAAGUAGCUGAUACUUGUAGCAAUUGUGGAACGAAAUUUACAUUUUCUGAAAGAAAGCAUCAUUGUCGUAACUGUGGCAACGUAUUUUGCGGAAGAUGCAGCCGAUAUGAAUCACCAGUUGUUCAUUUACGAAUCUUCAAAGCAGUUCGUGUGUGUGUGAAGUGUUACUAUGAGCUAAGACGUAAGCCAAGUGUCUCGUUGAAACUGAGGAGGUGAUACAGCUAACAAGUGAGAAAUUUGGCUUGCUAGAUUUCAUUAUCACACUUCCUAAAGCUGUACAGAUUUUAAAUAUUUUUUCCUCUUAGUAUAUUUUUCUCUGAGCUGUGUAUAUUUUUAUUUCAUAUGAACUCCAACGCACACCUUUUAAAUUUAAAUUCCAAAAUAUAAUUUCUCCUACGAGUUGGGUUUUAACACGUCACUCAUACGAAUAUUGAGUUUUAAUUGGCAGUGUCAUGCCAGAAUUAUAUGGAUUCGCAUAAAAAUAUGAUUUACCAACUUCUCCUGAAAAUAUUUACUAGCAACCAGGCUUUAUUUAGAAUUACUUUAAUCUAUUUUUUAUAACUAUUCACAGAAUCCAUAACACCUUGAACUUGCAAUGGAAUCAACGAAUAUAAAUAGUAAAUGUUUGAUAUAUUCGUUCGGAUAAAUAGGGGAGCAUUUUUUUUUUAACAAUAGCUACAACCAUCUAUGGUAACUAUGCUGUUUAUACAUGAAUGAAUUAUAAAUAUAUAUUAUCUAGUAGUGUAUAACUUUUUAGGUUAAUUUGCAAACAUUGUAAAUACUUAAAACCUCUAAAAUAAUUAAAAAAGUCAAAAAUUUGAAUAGGACCUAUUAGGCUAUACCCGUGGGGGACUUAAAAUAUAUAUUUUAAAGUUUAUUAAAAUUUCUUGUUUUCAAUAUUGCGGGGUUUAUAUAUUUUUAUGACCUACUUUUUGCAGUGUGUUGCAUCACUAUAUAUGAAAAACAACCAAGCUAACAAAAGUUAGAAAAGUUAGGAAUCUUUAGUUUAUCUCAAUUGCCCUGCAUUUGAAUAUCUCUUUUGCUAUAGAGCGUAGUUUUGUGGAAUAGUUUUUUAUGAAAUCUCAGAUAUUCAUUUUUUAAUUAAUUCUAAGCAUUUAAUUGUUCAAAUGUAAUGGGCGUCCUGUGUUUUUUUAAAUUAGUGACUGCUACAGGUGCUUAUAAAUACCGUUUACGCAGAAGGUUAUGAAAUAGUUUCUGCAGUUUUGAUAUGUCAUUCAAAAAGGCGGUUUUCCUAAGUGGCUAAGUGUUUUCUGGAGUGAAGAAAAUAACGCUUUUUACGCGUUCGAUGUGAGAUUCCUACUUUUGAGAUCACAAGCGACAACCAAUAUUCUUUUAUGACAUAUAUAUUAUGAAAUAUAAAUUUAUUUUUUGUAUCUGAAAUAAAAAUUGUAUGUUAAAAAGAAAAGUGAAGAUCAAUUUUUGUGUUUUUGUAUCCAUCCCCCAUUCAAAAUUUUUUAUAUAUUAUUUUCAUAUUUUUUAUUUGGUUUUUAUUUUUUAUGUAUAUUAGUUACGACCUUGGAUCUUAUGCUGACCUUUUAUAUGGCCAAGCUCUAUCUAUCUCACGUACCCCCCUUCAAGUAACUUUCUUGUAAGUCACUGAAAAUGGAAAAUCACAAUCCAUUUCGUACUCCUUGUAAUGUUUUGAAAUAGAUUAUUCACACCAGAAAUUGUUUCGCAGCAUCUAACUUAUGAUGUCAUAAUUUCGCACAAAACUUUCAAGUUUUUUUUCUCAAAAACCAA
Molecule: messenger RNA, 12163 nt
Organism: Hydractinia symbiolongicarpus
Lineage: Eukaryota; Metazoa; Cnidaria; Hydrozoa; Anthoathecata; Hydractiniidae
Product: WD repeat and FYVE domain-containing protein 3-like
Exons: 60
Coding region: 320-10618 (3432 amino acids)
Molecular function (GO): protein binding; metal ion binding
Source: RefSeq, a predicted model, not a curated record